Molecule: messenger RNA, 1989 nt
Organism: Penicillium subrubescens
Lineage: Eukaryota; Fungi; Ascomycota; Eurotiomycetes; Eurotiales; Aspergillaceae
Exons: 5
Coding region: 1-1989 (662 amino acids)
Molecular function (GO): FAD binding
Source: RefSeq, a predicted model, not a curated record
AUGCCUGUCUUCACGGACCAUUCUUCUUCAUCUCGGAAUUUGAGAGUCUUGCCAUCCUUUGCUCCGCCCUUACCUCGUCUCUCCCCUCAAUUUAAGCCUCAUAAUGGCGUUGACGAGAAAUAUGAAGUAGUAAUUGUCGGACAUCCGCAGGCCGGACCAGCAGGAUUGAUGCUAAAUCUCCUCUUAUCUCGCUACGGACUCAGCGACACCUCCCUCCUUUGCAUUGAUCGCAAGCCCAGCACUCUCAAAUCCGGCCAGGCAGACGGUGUCCAGCCACGAACAUUGGAAGUAUUCAAGAUGCUCGGCAUCUCUGACGAAAUCGAGAAUGAAGCAUGUCACAUGUGGCAAUUCGCAUUCUGGAAUCCCUCAGAGGACAAAGACAAAAUCAUCGAGCGGACAGCAGUCGUACCGGAAGUCCUUGCGCCCUCCAGAUUCGGCUACGAAGCCACCAUUCACCAGGGGCGUAUCGAGCGGAUCAUGGAAACUGAUCUAUUGCGGUACUCGGAGAGAGGUGUCCUGCGCAAUACGCGACUGGUCGAUGUACGCAUUGACGAAGAGUCUGAUCCAGAAUUUCCGGUGGUUGUAACCAUGAACACAAACGGCGAGGAGAAAGUCAUUCGUACUAAGCACCUUGUCGGCGCAGAUGGUGCGCAUUCUAUUGUCCGUCAGUGUAUGGGUCUACGUCUCGAUGGAGAAUCUCUCGAUCAUAUCUGGGGCGUGAUCGAUUUGGUGGCUGAUACCGAUUUCCCGGAUAUUCGCCGUCGCUGUGCGAUUCAUUCUCCUGCUGGCUCGGUGAUGGUUAUCCCGCGAGAGAGGAUUUCUACGGGCGCGUAUCUCACUCGGCUCUAUGUUCAUGUCCCCGAGACCGUGGUUCCAGAUAGUGAUCAGGUUUUGGAUGGGAAUGAUGAUGUCAAAGCUGAUGAUGCGCGACAGCGGAGAAGCAAAAUUACGCAGGAGGGUAUUUUGCAACAGGCGGCAAACGCGAUGAAGCCUUAUUAUAUUCGCCCGAAAGAUGGGGUGGUUGAUUGGUGGGCUGCUUAUCAGAUCGGUCAACGUGUCUCGCCGCAGUUUAUUGUGAAUGACUCCAUGAGUGUUGCAAGGGUAUUCAUCGUCGGUGAUGCCUGCCAUACUCAUAGCCCUAAAGCCGGCCAAGGAAUGAACGUCUCCAUGAUGGACUCCUACAAUCUCGCAUGGAAGCUCAUGUACCAUCUCAACGGUCUCGCACCAGAGCCAACAGCAACAGGAACACCAACACCCCUCCUUGACUCCUACCAAACCGAGAGACACCAAAUCGCCCAGCAAUUAAUCGACUUUGACCGGAAGUUCUCAACCAUGUUCUCCGGCAAAAUGGGUGCCACUGAGGGCCUUACCCAGGAAGAGUUCCAGCAGGCCUUUAAGCUAGGUAAUGGGUUCACCAGUGGCUGUGGUGUGGAAUAUCCCGAGAGUACGGUCGUUCUCCGUGAUGAUUUGGAAGAUUCGACGAGUCCUGUAAAGGGCACGGAUUAUCUAUCUGGAAUUCUUCGGCCAGGUCGGAGAUUAUUGGAUGUUCGGGUUUUGCGACACGCUGAUGGUGCACAGCGGCAUAUCCAUGACGAUAUUCCUUCAACGGGUAGAUUCCGCAUUCUGUGUCUGGCGUCAACUGACCUUUUGGAUCGGCAAAGUGUUUCUGCGCUGGCACUGGAUUCACUCGAUCGUCUGAUGGCCGAAUUCCCUGCAUCAGUUAUUGAGUUGAUUGUGUUACAUCCCAAGCUCCACCGGCAGUUUGAGUGGGAGGAUGUCUCCGCUUGUAUUAAGCAGCGAGCGGAGAUGCGCUUCCAUGAUGGGUCGGCUUUGGAUGAUGCCUAUGCGAUUUACGGCGUGGAUCCUGCAGGUGGUGCUUUGGCUGUGAUUAGGCCUGAUGGAUAUGUCGGGGUUGUUGCGCGUCUUGGUGAUGCUGCUAGGGUGGAGGAGUAUCUCAAGCGAUGCAUCAGAACGGUUUCUCGGAAAUAA